Messenger RNA from Pantherophis guttatus, 1755 nucleotides. It is a transcript of the gene CPLX4, whose product is annotated as complexin 4. Gene Ontology annotation, molecular function: syntaxin binding. Gene Ontology annotation, biological process: neurotransmitter transport; synaptic vesicle exocytosis; regulation of neurotransmitter secretion. Gene Ontology annotation, cellular component: SNARE complex; terminal bouton. The record is from RefSeq and is a predicted model, not a curated record. Lineage: Eukaryota; Metazoa; Chordata; Lepidosauria; Squamata; Colubridae.
AGGGCUGUUGAAAUUUCAUUUGUUGAUUGGUUCAUUCUUUUUUCCCUUCGGGCUGUGGGUUUCCUGGUGGCGUGGCGUGUUUUUUUUGUUUUUUGUUUACCCCACUUGGCAAGGUGAAAAGAAAAAGGGGAGAACAUGGCUUUCUUAAUGAAAAGUAUGUUGAGUAAUCAGGUGAAAAAUCUGGGGCUUUCUGGAGGGGGCGAAGAAAAGUCAGAAGAAGCAGCCCCUGCUGACCCAGCUGCAGCAGCAGGAAUGACCCGGGAAGAAUAUGAGGAAUAUCAAAAGCAGGUGAUAGAGGAGAAGAUUGAAAGAGACGCAGCUUAUGCACAAAAGAAGGCUGGACGAGCUGUUUUGCGGGUUCACUUGCGAGAGAAAUACAGACUUCCAAAGAGUGAAUUGGAUGAGACUCAGAUUCAGUUGGGUGGAGAUGACGUGGACUUGCCAGACGACCUCCAGAAGAUGGUAGCAGAGGAUCAAGAAGAAGAAGAAGACAAAGAUACUCUUUUAGGACAGCUUCAGAACAUCCAGAAUAUGGACGUGGAUGCUAUCAAAGAAAAAGUCCAAGCGACUUUCACUGAUAUUAAGCAGUCAGCUGAACAAAAAUGUUCUGUAAUGUAGUGAAGACAUUUCACAAGACCUAGGUACAAACGUCCAUAGAAGUGGAUGGCUAGUGGGACCACAGCAACAAUUGGUGCUGCUGCUUACUCAUCACACCUUCCCUCUUAAUGAAAAAUGGUGUUUUGUUUUCUUUUUUUCCAGAUAACAUUAAAAACGGCCAUUGAGGGAAGUCAUGAUGGUGAUAAUGUGAUUUCCAAUUUUGUAGAUUAUUAUUAUCCAUUUCUGUACCCCUUUGCUCACAUACGGUGUGUAGAACCAUUUGCAAAUAUUUUGCACCAGGGGUGGGUUCUAAAUUUUUUUACUACCUGUUCUGUGGGCGUGGCUUAUUUUGUGGGCGUGGCUUGAUGAUCAUGUGACAAUUCUUUAGGAUUUAGCAGAGGUACUGGUCUACCAGGCUUUUAACUGCUUGCAGAGCUGUACCGGUCUACCCAUUUAUUUUUGCAGGCACUGGUCUACUCAUGUAUUUUUGCAGGCACUGAUCUACUCAUGUAUUUUUGCAGGCACUGGUCUACUCAUUUGUUUUCUUUUAACACUGAUCAGCUGUAGGGCGGCUCUUUCAAGCCCCGUGGCAAGAGUUUAAACAGUUUUUUUCCCUCUAGCCAUCAGCUGGGACUCAGGAGGCAGCAAUAGAUUGGGGGUGAGGCCAAAUAAAAGAUAAGAAUAAUGCAGGGGGCGGGGGGGCGGGGAGCAGAACCGGUUCGGUGACAUCAUAUCGUCACCGCUACUGGCUCGGGAGAACUGGGCCAAACCGGGAGGAACCCACCACUGCUUUGCACUAAUAUGUAGCAGUUCAAGCAUCAAAUCCAGAAAGUACUUUUGUUACUUUGAUGCAAAUAAACAAGUAUCACAAUGAACAAAAUAUUCUUCAACAAGCACUCAAAGAUUGCAUUUUACUUAUAAGAUACAAGAACCGUUUUUCUGAGGGGUGUGUUGCAUCUUUGUGUGUCUGUGCUCACACACAUAUUUGUACACGUGUGUGUGUGUCUGUGUGUCUGUGUGUGGUUUUGUCUGUAUCUAUCCAUCCAUCUGUGACUAGGAACUAAAAGCAAUGAAAGUGAACUUAAUUAAAAUGAAGAAGGAAUAGACGGUGAAAAUUACUAUAUUGACAAGUACUGUAAUAAAAACAUUUUUUUCUUC